GCCAGAUCGAUGAGGCUCUAUUCCCUUUUAUUGUUGAACGCCAAAUGGGGUAGCAGCAAUUCCCACUUUUAACGUCUUUUGGUCUGACGCGGCCAUGGUUUGAACCCUGACCUCCCGGUUGUGAGACGGACGCUCUACCAACUGAGCCGACAUUAUAGCGGAAAGACAGCGAGUUAAAAUGAAAGACAAUAAUGGUGAAAUAUUCGGUCCAAAAGGUCCAACGGGCAAAAGUGGAUAGUCGAGGAAAAUCGGAGCAAAUAUCUUAAUUUAUCCCAUUAGGAAAGGCUCUAGCACUGGAUUUACAGAAAAUGAGAAUUCAAUGGUAAAACGGUAGCGCAUCAAACGUUAUAUACUAUACUCUUUAAAAAUAAAGAGACAAACACAUUUGAUAAUCAGUAUUUGACUGAUUCAGAGGUAAGGAGAGUAUUACAUAGGGACAGGGUGGUGCCAUUUGAAUAAGGUGUGUGGCGACCUGGGGUCGACCUUCAUUCUCAGACUGAAGGAAUAUUAUGGGUAUUAAGAGUUGCAUGACAAAGACCUCUCCUUGUACUCUUCUUCCUAGGCUUGUUCAUUCCCCAUCUUUUUUUUUCUUCACUACUAAAAAAAAUCAUCGGGGCAGUACUCCUCCCCCCCCCCUCAGUGGAGCGUCACCACAGUCCCAAUUGACUACUGGCUCAUAAUUAUUCCCACGGCCUACAGAGACGACAGGCUGGUACGCGUAGCAAAUAGCAUAAGAAGUCAAUGAAAUUAGCUUAACGGCAGUCGUUUCUAAAAUAUAUAUUAUUCGUUCGAUUUGUUCUAAGUUUCAUUUUAGAUUUUAUCGGAAGAGGUUUAGGGACAGUGUGUUCUAAGGAGUGAAAACACUAUACGAUAUUAGAAUUAGCGUCAGGAAUGAAUUGAGAUUGAUGCGCCUGUAUGAGCACGGACCUUUCGUGUAAACAUGGUAAAGUGAAACUAAAAACACUUAGUUACAAGUAAUAAAAAUACCUUCAUAUACAAUCAUUGAAGCAAUAACAGUCAUAAAAUAAUAACCACUUGAUACCACUGAACCAUGCUAUAAAUAACUGCUGACGAACUUAACUCUGGGAAAUUCUGAAUGUCCUUCCUUGUGUUGCUAAUUUGCAUAAUCAUCACCUAAACGAUAUCUGAUUUGUUCGUGGUAUCAUUGAUGGGCGGGAAAUAUCGAAUGUCCAAUAGUUUUGGGUUAUGAUAUCAUUGCCUUCCAACCCACCCAUCCCUCUACACUUGUCUGAUAAUUUGUCACAGUGAAGAUACGGAAAUAUAUUUCUCCAGACCUUAUACUUAAGCUUUCCUGAACAAAGGCAAGACUAAAAACGAAAGCAAAAUUCAUUUACGAUACAGAGACAUAACCAUCAUUUAUUUGGUGAUAAAGCUUCUGUGUGCAUCCUUUUGAGAACUAACCUCGGCUGUUCUUACAUACUCCUUGAACGUAACAUCAGGUUCGUAUUGCAAGAUGGAGACUCAUUUCACUCUACACGAUGAAAGAUCCCAUCUCCUAGAGCAUGAUCUUUAUGAUAGUUUCUUCAUGGAUCAGUCCAGUACAUGGCAUCCUCAAUCAAUCGAGCAACGUCCGAAGAGCGAUUCUGGGGAUAGAUCUCCCCUGCCGCUGGUCACCCAAGUCACUCUGGGGUUCCUCGGUCUCUGGAGUCCGCACCGAAAAACGGAAUCAACGACAGUCAUCUCGUCACAUUCCGCUUGGGGGGAAGAAACACUGGGCAACAACAACUGCAGGAUCCAACAAGGAGACGACAAGGACGAUUCUUCCAAACAAUGUGUCGAUGAGAAUGACAGCGGGUACUGUGACAGGGAUGGUGACGAUGGAAAUCGGUCAAGGAAAACAUUAACUUUUGAUCGAAAGAAACGGUUGAUCGCUGUCAAUAUUUGCGCAUUCUCGUACCUCAUAUUAUGCUGUUCCCUGAUGGCGUACAACUUCAUUAAAUACAUGAAGUUCUACUGGGGGAAGAAAGAAGACGUUCUCCAUCUCAUAUCGUACUUCACGUACCUCUUCGAGGUCAUGGUCAUACCUUUUUGGUGUUUCUACGCUCGAAUCCUCUACCUGGUUCUUGGUCACCGCUGUCGGGAGUACUAUCCCCUCUCUCCUGCGUAUCUUUCAAAUCGCGUGGCGGUCCUGAAGGAUUCACGCUCCGGCGCCAAAGGCCUCUCUUGGCUUCGUUUAAUUUGCUUUCUGGUGUGGCCGUUGACCAAUGUCUCACUUCGAUUUGCCAACGACUACUACUUCCAAUCUUGUCGGACCCUGACAACCUAUAAAGAAACCACCCACUGGUGCGCUUUCUUUGGAUACAUAUUCUAUGGUAGUUUUUGCUACCUCGUCUACAUUGAACGCCUAUCGUUUGAAUGUGAAGUUCAUCAGAUUGCUACUUUCGCCCGCGAGCAGGCAUCGGGUAAUAACGUUGAUCUUGUCCGCAGGAGAAUUUCACAAUUCUACAAGAAUUAUAACGUGCUGCGUCGACUCAUCGGGGCGUGGGUGGCUUUCUCCAUUAUUGUGGCGACUUGGGGAAUUACUGCCCAUAUCAUUUGGAAUUACCUCAUUUUCAGCGAUAGCAAUAUCGACCCUCAAAACAUCCCGAUGUUGAACUUCCUCAAUGUGCUGAUCGGCUCACAGAAGAUUAUGUUCUUCGUCGUUCCAUUUUACGCAAUCGGGGGGCUCAAUCUAGAACACGUCUGGAAGCGUUUGAAGUACGAAAUUGUAAAAUGUCGACAGUACGACUAUGACGCAUACUGGACGGCCAUUAACAGAUACAUAUAUGAGAUCAAUGUCGACUACUCGGGUGACCUUACGCCAACGCUGAUCUUCAGUGCCAUCGGCUUUUACCUGGGUCAUAUCGGGAAGGAUUUCCAAGAGCAUACAAGGUGGAACUAUCCAAUGACCGACUGCCUUAAUGGGACACGUUACAAAUAGAGUCGAUGUACUUGUAAAUCUUCUCGAGGCCGGCCAGCGUGGCACCAUGCAAAUCGACAGUUAGAAAGACCACUGUUCAAAUUACAAACCUAUUUAGAUUGUUCAAAUUACAAACUUAUUUAGAUAUCCACUAUCACUUAGCUAACCGCUAGCUUUACACAGCAAAAACUGUGGUGUUAACCGGUGUACAUAGAGGACCACACCAGUUAUUUUACACCGGUGUUA
Messenger RNA from Lytechinus variegatus (green sea urchin), 3166 nucleotides. RefSeq lists its product as uncharacterized. The record is from RefSeq and is a predicted model, not a curated record. The transcript is spliced from 2 exons. Lineage: Eukaryota; Metazoa; Echinodermata; Echinoidea; Temnopleuroida; Toxopneustidae. Bases 1475 to 2941 code for a protein of 488 amino acids.